AUGUUGAGGAACUCCUACCAAAAUGACAAACCAAGCUGUGUUAAUAUAAAAGUUAUUGUUCGUUGCAGACCGCUAAAUGAAAAGGAGAAAAAUGAUAUACACAACGAGGAGGUCGUUAAAAUAAAGGACAAUGAAGUAAUUUUAACUCUGAACAGGAACAACGAGAUUUAUGAAAAGAAGUACAGCUUCGACUAUGCCUGUGACAAGGAUGUGGAUCAAAGAACCUUGUUUAAUAAUUAUGUCUUUCGUAUAGUCGAUGAGGUCCUCGAAGGAUUCAACUGCACGCUGUUCUGUUACGGCCAGACCGGCACAGGCAAAACGUACACCAUGGAAGGCAAGAUUUUAGAACACCUGAAACAUAACGAGAAUAAAAAAAUCGACCUGAAUGAUAGCAUUAACAGCGACAUAAACUACUACUACGAAUUGUGUGACAGUGACGACACGGGGAUCAUUUUCCGCGUGGCGAAGAGAAUAUUUGACAUUUUGAAUCGCAGAAAGGAGUAUAAGUCUACCAGGUUGGUAGGGGGGGAGGAGGAGGAGGAGCUUGCGUGGCGGCGCAAUAGUUGCACGAGCGAUGUGGAUGAAAUGUGCGCGGGAGUAGCAUCCCACGCGGGAGUGACACGUUUAGGGGGAAGUGUUCUUCAUGAGCGGAGCGAGGCGUCCCCGCCCAAGGGCCUGUCGAGGGGUGGGUCGCCAAACAAAAGCGAACAGUUCAAACCCCCGGAGGAAAAAGAGGAAGGGAGCAGCGCAGGAGAUAUAUACAGCGUAGAAAAGAGCUCCUACGAUUUUGUUAUAAAAGUGAGUUACCUAGAAAUUUACAAUGAAGAAUUGUGUGACUUGCUGAGUACCUCGAGUGAGUCUAACAAAUUAAAAAUUUAUGAAGACACGACAAACAAAAACAAAGGAUUAAAUGUGGAUAAGUUGGAGGAGAAGUGUAUAAAUUCGUUUGAAGAAAUUUAUUACUUAAUCUGUUCAGCUAUAAAAAAAAGAAGAACUGCUGAAACGGCUUACAAUAAAAAGUCUAGCAGGAGCCAUUCCAUUUUUACCAUCACCUUGAUCAUGAAGGAUCUGAACAAUGAUGGAGAGAGCAUUACCAAAAUAGGAAAAUUGAAUUUAGUCGAUUUGGCUGGAAGCGAAAAUGCAUUGAAGAGCUCGUAUGGUAAUUUAAAAGUUAGACAGCAGGAGAGUUGUAACAUCAAUCAGUCGCUCUUAACUUUGGGUCGAGUGAUUAAUGCUCUAAUUGAAAACUCGUCGUACGUCCCGUACAGGGAUUCUAAAUUGACUCGAUUACUUCAAGACUCUCUAGGAGGGAAGACGAAAACUUUCAUCGUGGCUACCAUUUCUCCAUCCUCCCUCUGCAUUGAUGAAACGCUAAGCACACUAGAUUAUGUGUUUCGAGCUAAGAAUAUUAAAAACAGACCAGAAAUUAAUGUCAAGACAACUAAGCAAUUAAAAAUAAAAGACUUAAAUAAUGAAAUUGAAAAAUUAAAAAAUGCACUCAAUUUAAGUCGAGAAAAACGAGGAGUCUACCUCGACAAUGAGGAAUACAAUAAUAUACAAAACAGUUUAAAAAAAAAUAAAGAAAUUUUAUUACAAAAGGAAAAGAUCCUGUUUGAGAAAAGUAAAAAAAUUAAAACUCUUUUGAAUAAAAUGGACUACACAGAUGAUGUGCAAAAUCAGAUUGUGCAUUUGUUGAAGGAUGUUCUUUCUAAAUGUAGGAACAUCCAAUUGGUUCAUGACGUCUUGGUAAACAAGCUGUCUGAGGAGAAAUGCGUCACGAGGUUCCUCCUAUCACAGUUCCACCAAGCAGAGGGCCAGUACGAGCACCACGUCAAUCUACUCUCCCAGGCGCAGAAGGAGAUGUGUGCAUUAUUUCGAGAAACGGUUUCUAACUUUAGGAAGAGGAAGAAUCAGGAUUACUCCACGCUGAACGACAUUUGCAACCUCAUUUUGAGCGUGCUUGGGAAGGCCAAGGGUGACAUGGAGGAAGGGAAUGAGGCCAUUAUGAAAUGUGUGGACGAUGUGGAAAAAUUGAACAGAGACAUCGUCCUGCGGGAAAACAACCUCCUCACUUUUGUCAUGGACAGGGUAGACGCUAUGGAGAAACAUGACCAGAAUUAUUUUCUCCAGUUAGGGGAACUCACGCGGGAGAUCCUAUCCUGCAGGGUGGACCUGGCUGAUGUCACAGACCCGCGAUGCAGUGACCCCUUUUCCAAUGAGAGGAGUGAUUGGACAGAGUCGGCGGACCCAUCGGAGAGGACUCCCCAGAAGAACCUCCACAACACAGGAGCAAUGCUGAUUGCCCUGCGUGAUCUAGCGCAGAGUGAUGAAGCGCGGCAGAUGCUAAGCCAAGUAGAGAGCUAUCACUCCACGGAAGAGAGAACAGUCGAAGAGACCAUCGAGCACAUGAAAAACGUAAGCCAAUUACUCCAUUUAUAUUUAACUAGUGCAUUUGAAAAGUUAAAAAAAGAAAUGAAAAAAAGAAUAGAAACACUAAAUGAAGAGAGGGAAAAAUUAACCAAGUUGGUAGAACAGCUACGAAGUGAUUAUGAAUCCUUCGAGUCCAAUUUAAAUAAACGUAAGGCCAAAAUUGUGGAGACGUACAGACAAAGCAUAAGGGAAGAUAUGAACCUUUUUCAAAGUCGAGUAAUGGAGGAGAUCAAAACAGUGAUUCAAAAAAAUGUAAGCGAAAUGAAUGACACAGUGGAGAGGAAGCUACAUGCAUUGUCUAACCAGUUGCACGAUGAGGCUAAAAAUAAAUUUAACAAAAUCAUUACCCACUCGGUAAGUACUCUUGAGGAAUUUUUUGUAAAUCACCAAGAGCGAUGUGGUGGGUAUAAUCAGGAUUGUCUCCAGUCCACUGACCUGGUUGAAGAAAAAGUAAAUUCUUAUUAUAAAAAUUUAGGUUGUGUCUUCACACAUGUUGAUAAUAAAUUUGUUACUGAGCAAAGGAAAAUGGAGAGGACCGUUCAAAAUGUUAAAGACGUGUUCAGAUACAUUAUUGAGGGGAAGAAUGACUCUAUUAUGAAGAUAGCAAGCCGCAUGGAGGACAUUACAUCGAAUAAGAAGAAAGAGAAAGAGGUGCUCUACAAAGAACUCUCGAGAGCAGUUUUGCAGGAAAGGGAUGAACUUGAUGUUACGAAGAAGAAGGUUAAGCAAUUGGCGGUGAGACACAUGGAAGAGGUUAACCUGUGUAAUGGAAACUAUGGCGAACACCUCAAUAAAUGUGAUUCAUAUGUGGAAGAACUGCUACAACGAUUUCGCGAAAAUGAAGAUAACCAAAAUGAUGAGUGUGUGGAGUUUCCCAUUGGGGAUACCCCCGUCGUCCAGCAUGAAGGGAAAGAUAUUAACGCUGAAAUUGAAAAGGUGCGCUGCUAUGCUAAUGAGAGCUUCUCCCACAUGGGUGAGGACAAUAUGCAUGGCGUAGAUCCCCCCGAUAAUACGUGUGGGACAACCGACUUACCGCCUCCAUGUCUUCACCCCUACGCCGAUUUGCAUUACGACCACGUGAGGGAAGAGGUCCUCAAAGAAAUUGAAGACGUGUCUGUUGAGAAAAAUAUAAAUUUUAAGUGCCUGUUGGAUAAAAUGGAUGAAAAUUUAAACCUGAUCCUGAAUGAAAAGAAUUUUGCUCGACAUCGAGGUGGGAGUAUGGACCUAUCAAGGGGGGACAACAUUGGGGGGGGUAUCAUCAUACCACUUACUGCCUCUCGUCCUACUACCCUUCCAGUAGUACCACCACCCCCUUCCCUUUCAUCCCCUCAUGUGAGUGACUUCCCCCCUACAACCGGCCAUGGUAACUGCACUCCGUCGGCACCACAUGGCAACGUCAUAAGGAAAGGCAUAACCCAUGAACAGAAUCAGAAGAAAGCAAGUGGCUUCUUUCCCACACCUGAUGCAGAACCAGAUUUGGAGAAUGGAAGUUCGAAACUUUUUUCAGAUUGCAGCAGGAAGAGGAACAAAAGCAUAGAAGCUGUGCAGGGGCGGAAAUUGUACCUGACGUCCAAUGAAUUGAGAAACCCCAGUGCGAAAAUAAAGGCGCUGGGAAAUAGCGGGGGGUCUAGAAAAAAUUCUCCCGCUCCUAAGAAAAUGAAGGAGGACGCUUACAAAGGCAGGGGCACCAAGUUCCUUCGCAAGUCCGAGAAUUAG
Messenger RNA from Plasmodium fragile, 4146 nucleotides. RefSeq lists its product as uncharacterized. The transcript has 2 exons. The record is from RefSeq and is a predicted model, not a curated record. Gene Ontology annotation, molecular function: ATP binding; plus-end-directed microtubule motor activity; microtubule binding. Lineage: Eukaryota; Apicomplexa; Aconoidasida; Haemosporida; Plasmodiidae. The coding region runs from base 1 to 4146 and encodes 1381 amino acids. Gene Ontology annotation, biological process: microtubule-based movement.